Dictyostelium discoideum AX4 is the source of this 3576-nucleotide messenger RNA. RefSeq lists its product as hypothetical. Gene Ontology annotation, cellular component: nucleus. Bases 1 to 3576 code for a protein of 1191 amino acids. The transcript has 2 exons. Gene Ontology annotation, biological process: chromatin organization; DNA repair. NCBI's taxonomy places the organism in Eukaryota, Evosea, Eumycetozoa, Dictyosteliales, Dictyosteliaceae. The record is from RefSeq and is a predicted model, not a curated record.
AUGAGUGGUUUAGGCUAUUCGAAAGGAGGAGAAGGUAAUAAAGAUAAAGAUAAAAUGUCGCCAACAAACAAAAGGCCAUUAAGCUCACCCUCAUCAUCUCAAUCAAAUUUAAAAUCUUUAAAAACAAAUAACAAUAGUAGUAGCAUAAAUAUUAAUAGUAGUAAUAAUAAGAAUAAUAAAAAUGUAAAAAUAGCAGAUGAUGAAAUCGAAGACAUUGAAGAAUGUGACGAUAAUUUCACAUUUAGACCGAAAUCUCAAAGUUUUAUGUCAUCAUCAAAUAAAAAACAAAUCCAUUUACCACUGUCACAGAAUUCAAUAAGGAGUAUAAAUAAUAAUAAUAAUAAUAAUAAUAAUAAUAAUAAUAAUAAUAAUAAUAAUAAUAAUAAUAAUAAUAAUAAUAAUAAUAAUAAUAGUAUUAUUGGAAAUAGUGGUAGAAUUAAGUUUCAACCAUCACCAUCCUCUUCACCAUCUUCUUCAUCAUCAUCAUCAUCCUCAUCCAAAUUUAAUAAACCAUCAUCACCUACAUCUUCUUUUAUUUUGACAUCAGUUUCAACAUCAACAAAUCAAACAGUUAACAUUAUAAAUAAAAUUAAUAGUCUCAAAGAGGAUGAAGAAGAUGAAGAAAAAUUCUUUUGCAUCUAUGCUGACAAAUGUACAGAUAAAUCAGAUAUUCAUUUAAAAGAAUACAAACAUAAUAAAAAUAAUAUACCUAAACAACAGCAAUCAUCAAAUAAUAAAACAUCACCAACUUCAAAUAGAGGAUUAUCACUUCCGAUAAACAAUAAUAAUAAUAAUAGUAAUAAUAACUACAAUAAUAACAAUAGUGUAAUAAACACGAAACAAACAAAAUCACCACCAUCAACACCACAUAUUAAAGAAAAAACAGAUAAAGAGUUGAAAAGAGGACUUAAAGAAAAAAAGGAAAAAGAAGAGGAAGAAAAAAUAAAAAAAGAACAAGAACUAGCAUUAUUAAAAAAGGAUGAAGAGGAAUUAUUAUCAUUCAAUGCAUUAGAUGGGAUUAUUAAACUUACUCCAAUACCUACUUUUCAAACACCACAACCACAAUUACAACAACAACCACAAUCACAACCACAACAACAACCUCAAUCACAACCAUCAAAUUCACCAACAUUAAAAUCAACCUCAAUAUCAACCACUACAUCUACAUCUACAAAUCUAUCGCCACCAUUUAAAAAUAAACUAAAGAAAACCCAACAACAGCACCAAGUUUUAAUAGAAGAUGAUAUUUUUGAUGAUUCAUUUUUUGCAGAUAUUGAUAUUGAUGACACAGGUGACAUCAUUAACAACAAUAACAAUAACAAUAACAAUAACAAUAACAAUAACAAUAACAAUAACAAUAAUAACAUUCCUAGAAGUAACUCAUUUAAUAUAAAAACCUCAAUGAGUAAUAUCAAAAGAAAUAAUACUAAUAGUAAUAUUAAUACCACCACUACAAUCAGUAAUAAUAAUAAUAAUAAUAAUAAUAAUAAUAAUAAUAAUAAUAAUAAUAAUAAUAAUAAUAAUAAUAAUAAUAAUAAUAAUAAUAAUAAUAAUAAUAAUAUUAAUAAUAAUAAUAAUAAAAAUGAUAAUAGUGAAAAUAUUGAUAAUAGUGAUAAAAUGUUUGUUGAUAAACAUUUCCCUAGAUCAGAAUCUGAUCUUGUUGUACAUAAAAAAAGAAUAGAUAUGGUUAAGAUAUGGUUACAAAGUAGAUUUAAAGAACUUUCAACUAAUCAACCAAUUGAACAAAAACUUUUAUUUUUAACAGGACCAACUGGAGUUGGUAAAUCAUCAUUAAUUAGAGUAUUAUCAAAGAGUAUGGAAUUUGAUAUUGAAGAAUGGAUUAAUCCAUCGAUUGUAUUGACUAGGGAUAUGAAUGAUUCAUUAUCAACACCUUAUAGUUCAACAUUGGAAGAAUUUAAGAAAUGGUUAAAAUUUAAUGGUCAAGGAUUCUCAAUCUUUGGUAAUGGUAACAAUAAUAAUAAAAAGAUAUUGUUUGUUGAAGAAUUUCCAAAUGUAACAUUAGAUAAUAGGAUUGAUUUCGUAGAGACAUUUGAAAACUUUUUACAUUCUAGUAGAUACCCAUUGAUUUUCAUUCUGUCUGACACUUUCUCUGGUAAUAGUUCAUUGUAUCAAUUGUUUCCAUCGAGUUUCUUAAAUAAUAAUCCACAAAUUUUACAUAUAAACUUUAAUCCCAUUGCACCAACACAACUAUUAAAAACUUUAGAAAAGAUUACCUAUUUAGAAGGUUACUCUCAUUCAAUCUCUUCAGUUCAAUUAAAAUCAAUCGCUGAUGAAAGUGCCGGUGAUAUUAGAGCUGCAAUUCAUUCUUUAGAAUUUUACUGUGUUGGUAAAAAUCAUAAAUUAAUCAAUAAAUCAACAACAAUACCAAAGAAAAAAAGAAAUAGUGGUGGUAGUGGAGUUAAUAAAAAACAAAAAGAUGAAAUUGAAGAUAUAGGAAAUGAUUCAAAUCUUAAUAUUAAUGGUGGUGGUGGUAGUGGCAGUAGUAGAGGAAUAACAAGAAAUAGAGAUUCAAUAAUAACAUUAUUUCAUUCAGUUGGUAAAAUUUUAUAUAAUAAGAGAAUAUCAGAUUCAAAUCCAUAUAAACCAGAAUCAACAUGGUAUAAACAAAAGUAUCAUAGGCAAUUACCAGAGAAUGUUGUUGAAGAAGUUUUUGAAAAUUCUCAUAUGGAUUUCAAUACUUUCUUACACUUUAUUCAUGAAAACUAUUCAUCAUUUUAUCAAUCAAUUGAUGAAGUAUCCGAUUCAUUGGAUUACCUUUGUGAUAGUGAUGUUUAUGAUUCAAAGAAACUUCAUUCAAACUCAUCAAUGUCUACCUAUAAUGAUAUGUUACCCAAAUCAUCAAUAUCGGUUGCAUUAAGAGGUUUCACCUAUUGUAAAACACAAUCAACUCAAACUAGAUUUUUCCAUUUCAUUAAGCCUAGAAUUAAUGAUUCCUUUUAUAAAUCAACUCAAUAUAAACAACAAAUCGAUAAUUGUAUCUCAAAUAGAAUUCAACUUUCAAAUGGUGGUUAUUCAAAUAUUAACUCUUUCUCUCACAUUCCUCAAUCAAUUUUACAAAAAAAUUCAUUAUUACUUUAUACUUUACCAUUUAUGCGUUUAAUCAAUCAAUUUAAUAUACGUUCAAAUAAUAGGAAUAAUAAUAAUAAUAAUAAUAACAAUAUUAAUAAUAGUAAUAAUGACAUAAUAUCAUCAAUAAUGAAAUUUGAUAACAAACUCUUAAAUGAUUUUUGUUAUUUUAAGUCAAAAUAUGAUUUAAAUCAAUAUACCUUUUCAAAAGAUAAUCAAAUCUCUGAAAAUAAUUUCACCUCAUUGGAUGAAGUGGAUGAAAAUACCGAUUCAAAACAAGAAUUAGAUGAUCAAAUUAAUAAAACUAAUAAUAAUGAUAAUAAUGAUGUUGAUCAAAAUAGUGAAGAUGAUAAUAAAAAUAAUAAUAAUAAUAAUAAUAAUAAUAAUAAUAAUAAUAAUAAUAAUAAUAAUAAUAAUAAUAAUGCACCUAGAUUUAAUUCAAUAUAUGGAAACAAUGAAGUUUUACUAAUUGAUGAUAUUGUAGAUUAA